This is a messenger RNA of Orbicella faveolata, 1976 nucleotides long. RefSeq names its product tryptophan--tRNA ligase, mitochondrial-like. The record is from RefSeq and is a predicted model, not a curated record. Gene Ontology annotation, molecular function: ATP binding; tryptophan-tRNA ligase activity. Gene Ontology annotation, cellular component: mitochondrion; mitochondrial matrix. Gene Ontology annotation, biological process: mitochondrial tryptophanyl-tRNA aminoacylation. Lineage: Eukaryota; Metazoa; Cnidaria; Anthozoa; Scleractinia; Merulinidae.
CUUAGUUUAGCCGCAAAAUACAAAUGGCGGUCAAAAGUUUUGUUCUCUUCCUUGGAAAAAGAAUAACUGAAUAACUCGUUCUCCUCAGUCAUGGGAAUUCGUUUUAGAAAUACUCCUCUCUUUCCACUCGUGUUGGAGCAGUCAAAAGAUUGGUUUAGAAGGCAGAUCAGCUCACAGGUACAGAGCCCUCGACCAAGUCGGUACAAAAGGAUUUUUUCUGGAAUCCAACCAACAGGAACCAUGCAUAUUGGCAACUACUUGGGAGCAAUCAAAAACUGGGUUUCACUUCAACAAGGAAGCAAAGAUGCAGUGCUCUACAGCAUUGUGGAUUUACAUUCCAUAACCCUUCCACAAGACCCUGCCACAUUACGGCAGAGCAUUAGAAACAUGGCAGUCUACUUAUUGGCUUGUGGAGUGAACCCAGAGAAAAGUAUUCUUUUUCAACAAUCUCAGGUAUCCCAACAUGCAGAGCUGGCCUGGAUCCUAGGAUGUCUGGCUCCCACAGGGUUCUUGAAUCGCAUGCACCAGUGGAAGACUAAAGGAGGUGAAAAUAAAGAGAAAAACUGUUUGGGACUGUAUUCAUACCCUGUGCUUAUGGCAGCUGAUAUUCUCCUGUACAAAGCCACUCAUGUUCCAAUUGGAGAAGAUCAGUUGCAGCAUUUGGAACUUGCCAGAGAACUUUGUCGGCUGUUCAACAAUACAUAUGGAAACUUCUUUCCUUUUCCAAAAUCUAUUCUAGGCAAUUUCACUCGUGUGAUGAGCCUACGUGAUGCGUCCAAAAAAAUGAGUAAAUCAGAUCCACAAGAAAUGUCAAGAAUUGAACUGUCUGAUCCUCCAGACAUUAUCAAGAGCAAGAUACAAAAGGCUGUGACAGAUUCAGAAAAACAUAUAAGUUAUGAUCCACAAAGCAGACCAGAAAUGACAAAUCUUAUAAAUAUUUAUGCUGAAUUCAGUGGUUCAUGGCCAGAAGACAUUUGUGAAAAAUAUUGCAACAUGGAAAGGUGCAAGAGUACUUUCAAAACAGACCUCACUGAGCUUAUUGCAACCAAGUUAAGCCCAGUACGAGACAAUGUGCUCAAGAUUCAAAAGGAUGUUGGCUAUGUUGAUAGUGUUCUAAGAACAGGUGCAGAUAAGGCACGAGACAUAGCGGAAACAAACUUAAUGGAAAUUAAGACAAUGAUAGGGCUAAGAUGAGUAAAUUACAUUUAAACAGACCUCAGCAACAGUGGAAUCAUUUUAUACUGAAAAUUGGAGUUGCAAGACUUUGUGUUAGAGUUUUUCUAAUCACAAACAGAAAAGCACCACACAACAAUAAAGAAUAAUCAAUCCAUGAAAUACCUUACUUUAUUUGUCAAAGACUUCAAAUUUACUCUGUACAAUUACUGUCGUCUUUAUGCCAGGCAUUCCUUCACAAAACACAGUAAAUGUUAUUUUUUAACACCUUGGUUGCAACCUCAAGUGAAAUAUACAAAGCACCCACUAAAUUAUCUUGUGCAUUUUUCUUCCAUAUAAUUAUUUAUCUUCGAACUGUGCUACCUGGUUGUGUAUAAAGUAACUAGAUUUGAUUCUAAAUAAAAGAUCAAUAGUUUGUAUUUAUAAGUUCCCACAUUAAAUUUGUGCCCUAAAGUUGCACAAGUUUAACUUUGAGACCAGAGAAAAUGUUCCCCUUUCCAGACGUAAAAUUCUUCAGGCUUUUGUAGUUUGAAUGUCAACAAAUUCACCUUUGAUUUAGGCCCAUUUGAAAUAAAUGUCUAACAUUUCAUGUUAUACCUCUGUUUUAAGAGAUGAUGUAUAGUUUAUGUUCUAUCGGCUAUUUUUUCCAAAAUGUUCACUCCUGUUGUCCAAGUUGUACUGGUACACACAUGAUAAAUAGUGGAAAAUGUUAACAGUCAUGACAAAAGAACUAGUGAUUUCACUCGCAUAAUAAUCUGUAAUUUGUAAAUUGUACAUUAAUAAAGUAUACAUGUAUGACUGGA